Caenorhabditis briggsae is the source of this 1143-nucleotide messenger RNA. It is a transcript of the gene Cbr-ttx-3, whose product is annotated as Protein CBR-TTX-3. The transcript has 8 exons. Gene Ontology annotation, molecular function: DNA-binding transcription factor activity, RNA polymerase II-specific; RNA polymerase II transcription regulatory region sequence-specific DNA binding. Gene Ontology annotation, cellular component: nucleus. Gene Ontology annotation, biological process: neuron differentiation; regulation of transcription by RNA polymerase II. NCBI's taxonomy places the organism in Eukaryota, Metazoa, Nematoda, Chromadorea, Rhabditida, Rhabditidae. The record is from RefSeq and is a predicted model, not a curated record. The coding region runs from base 1 to 1143 and encodes 380 amino acids.
AUGCUCUUUAAUUCGGCCUCUAAAGAAACCAUUGCACCUCAUGUCAUUUUUCCCGAACCAACGACUUUCCAUUUUGGAUGGACUAAACUCCAGGAAUACGAUUUGGCCGAGAAACUUCAUUCACCCCAAUAUGCUAACCUGAAUGUAGUCGCUGCCACCUCGUCGGCACCUACACCGGACACGAUGAUUUCCAAACCUUUGAAAAUACCGAAAAAUGAACCAAAAGAUAUAAAUCAUUGCUCCUUUUGUAAAUUUGCUAUCGUCGACAAAGAAAUCAGUGUUUUAGAAGGCAAAUAUUAUCACCAUCGUUGUCUUCGUUGUGCCAUGUGUGAUAUGACUUUUGAUUUUAAUGAUAAAUGUUAUGUGAGAGAUGGUUCCUUUUUAUGUCGAGCGGACCAUGCAAAGCGGUACCAAAAAUGUUGUCGGAAAUGUGAGCAACCUUUGAACAGGGAGGAUAUGGUUAUGCGGGCUAAGGAGAUGAUAUAUCAUAAUUCAUGUUUUGUGUGUUUUCUUUGUACAAAAAAGUUGAACACUGGAGAUUUUUAUACAGUUUCACCGGAAGGCCAUCUCUAUUGUCAGGCUCAUUAUGCCGUUCCAACGCAGGUGUUAUUAGAAGAACCUAAGUCAACUACCGUAUCUGCUGUAGCCUCGCCGCCAAAAACAACACCGCCAACUGCAGUAAUCCUUCCUUUAUCUUCAACAUCGCCGGCACCAGAAGCACCAGCCAGAGAAACAUCCGAAGCGGAAGCAUCGACCGACGAAGACGGAAGUAGCAAUGGUCAUCAACGAAACAAGCGGAUGCGUACUUCUUUCAAACACCACCAACUCCGAGCAAUGAAAUCUUAUUUUGCUUUGAACCACAACCCAGACGCCAAAGAUUUGAAGCAACUUGCUGUCAAGACUAACCUAACCAAGCGAGUUCUUCAAGUGUGGUUCCAAAAUGCUCGUGCCAAAUUCCGCCGGGGACUUCAAGAUGGUGGUCGGCCCGGAAGCCCAAUGCUUGUCAUUCAUUCUACAUUAGAAAUGAAUCCACCACUCUCUACUUCAUCAUCUAAUCACUCCACAGAUGGUUUCCCUUCGCUCAGCUCUCCGCCUUUGACCACAGAAAUUUAUUCGCCAAAUGCCAAUUACACACAUCUUUAG